AUGAAUCCAAUCAGGAUCCGCUUCAUCAAGGAGAAGCUGGCAGAGGUGCGCGCCUGGGAUGACAGCGUGCGGGGAGCAGCUAGCAAGCAAGAUCACGACGCUCCUCUGCGCGACGGCGAGUGGGACUGGCUGCAAGGUUUGGAAUGCUUGGACGUCGGUUGCGGUGCAGGUUUGCUCACAGAGGUGAGCAUAGCAUUCGCGCAACGCAGCACCGCUUGUAUGCGCCUGCCCUGUCCUGCCCUGCCCUGCCUUGCCCACACCCAUAGCCAUCUCACACACGAGCCCCUUCUCUCUGCUUUCCCCAGUCUCUGGCUCGCGCUUCGGGUCGUGUUCACGGUAUAGACGCUUCCUCAAGCAACAUCCACAUGGCCAUCUCUCACGCCUCUCAAGAUCCCGCCCUCCAUCUUCAUCCCUCCAACGGCGCAUCCAAGCCCUGGGCGGAUGGCCACCAAGCAAGUUUGAGCUAUCAGCACAUCACCGCCGAAGACUUGCUGGCUGAGCGAAGCGCUGCAUUGAGCCAAGACGAGGCUCAGUACGAUGUCGUCACGGCAAUGGAGGUCAUCGAGCAUGUCAAUCAGCCUGCUCAAUUCUUGCAGACGCUCACCCAGCUCGUCAAAGUGAGUGUGCCUGCCCGCAAGGCCCCCCUUUUCAGCAAUCCUUGACGCCGAUCCUUCUUCUUCCCCGACCUCCGCUCCUGCUUCCCCACCAGCCUGGCGGACACCUGUUCCUGUCCACGAUAGCUCGCACUCCUUUGUCGUACCUUUUGACUAUCCUUGUUGCCGAGCGCGCCCUCGAUCUCGUCUCUCGUGGUACGCACAAUCACUCUCAGUACAUCGAUCCCUCGGAGCUGGUCGGCUUUUUCAGCGACACAAAGGUCGGCUGGAUACGGCCGAAGGAGGAGCAACGUGGCAACAUCGUACCCACGCAGAAGCUUCUGUACGAGUCUCGAGGCGUCGCAUACCUCCCUUGGAAGGGCAUCUGGCAGUUGGCGCCCAGGUGGACCAAGGGCUUGCCCCUCAAUCCUUCAGAACAGGCCAACUAUUUCUUCUGGAUUAGAAGACCGGUGUAA
Ceraceosorus bombacis is the source of this 1069-nucleotide messenger RNA. Lineage: Eukaryota; Fungi; Basidiomycota; Exobasidiomycetes; Ceraceosorales; Ceraceosoraceae. The record is from the annotation of a GenBank genome assembly.